GGAGACGUGUUGCAGUUCCCUCAUUUGUACCUGCUCAGUGGGGAAUUUGCAGUCAAGACAGUCCCUUAUAGCCAAGAAAUUCCAGCAAGCUGGCUAAGCAAAAGGGACAUAUCCCAGAAGUAGAAGGAAGAAGGAGUAACAAAGUGGAGUCAGUUUUGUGUAGGUGUUUCCUGCAGUGUUUUGGAAAUACUAGUCCUUUCUGGAAGCGUGAGAAGACAGCAAUCUAUUUUCUUCCACAGUAGAAAUGGUUUCUAUCACAACUGGAAAUGUCACUCAACUUUACAACAUCAUGGCCACCCAGGAGCUCACAGUCAGUCCAGCAAAUUUCCGCAAUCAUUCAGGAGCACAUCAGCUUUAUCAAUAUAAAUGUGUUAAUGCAGAAAUAUGGAAAUGGCUACAGGAUUUUCAGCCUGCAUUCCUCUGGUUUAUUUUUAUUUUGGGAGCAAUAGAAAAUUCCUUCGUCCUCAUCGUCCUGUGUUUCCACAAGAGUCGCUGCACAGUGGCUGAAAUAUACUUAGCAAACAUGGCACUUGCUGACCUAUUGCUAGUUUGUGCUUUACCAUUUUGGGCCAUUAAUAUUUCUAAUAAUUAUCAAUGGCCUUUUGGCCUGUUUCUCUGUAGAGCUGUCAACAUAAUGAGCAACAUGAACUUUUAUUCCAGCAUUUAUUUCUUGACGCUAGUGAGCAUUGACCGCUAUCUGGCCUUGGUGAAAACCAUGUCUCUUGGACGGAUGCGACGAGCUGUCUGUGCCAAAUGGAACAGCUUUGUAGUCUGGUCGUGUGCAUUACUCCUAUGUUCACCUUCAAUCGUGUUCAGAAAUUUACAGUAUUACAAAGAAUACAACAUAACAGCCUGUGGUCUUCUCUACCCGGCCAGCUACUGGGUGCCUAUCCAGAACUGCUUGCUGAAUAUUGUGGGCUUUGUGAUCCCACUCUGUAUAAUCUCCUUUUGCACUGCACAAAUUAUCAAAACCUUAAGAAGCAGUGAGAUACAGAAACUGAAGGUAGUCCAGACAGAGAGGAAAGCCACCAUGCUGGUCCUUGCUGUGCUCUUGCUUUUCAUUGUUUGCUGGCUUCCAUUCCAGAUCACCACCUUCGUCAACACAAUCAGUUACUUCCUACCCACUUUCAAAUGCCUGGAAGAAAUCAAUGACAUACUGACUGAGAUCGCUGCGUACUGUGCCUUUAGCAACAGCUGCCUGAACCCAGUUCUGUAUGUAAUUGUUGGGAAGCAUUUCCAGAAGAAGGCUGUGGAAUUCUUCGAGGGAUUGGUCCCAAAAAGGUGCAGAAAAUCAAAGUCUGUGCAGACAGGAAAUUCCCUGGACACUUUAAGAACUUCUAUUUCAAGUGAAUACCCAAGGAAAAAGUCUGAUUUCCCAUUACAAAAAUAGCACAGGUUGUUCAUUACAGGAAAACACAUAUCUAACACGUCAGUACCUGCUAAUAUCCAUCUGCCAUUGGUCCACAGAAUAAGUGUCUUGUAGUAUUCACCAUAUGUGGGAAUUCAACAGUUGGAUCUUAAUGGAAACUCCAUACAGAGAUGUGCUUCUAAUGCUAUUAAACAUUUUUCAUUAUUGAAUCCUACUUUGUAACAUGCUUCACAUUUUCAUGGUUGAAUAAUUUUGAUGCAUGUGUCAUUUGAAAUGUUUGCAUUUCUGAGAUGUACAUACAUGUGUGGACAGUUCUCUGAGUAAAUCCCCAGUAUAUAAGCUAUUUUCAGGCUUGUGCAACUACUUAUGGUACCCGCACAGUUUGCUAGGCUAGAUGUUUUAUAAGAAGGGCUUGUAUUUGAGUGAUCUCUGGUAAAUGAAUCCUGUAGGACUAUUACUCAGAUGUAUUUUUAGCUGUGAGCAUCUUCUGGGCUUGUACUUUUUCUGUUCAGUCAACCAAAACUAUUGGGGUUGUAAAAUUGACAAGCUGUGCCUUUCUGCAACUGCUCUGCCUCUGCUCGUUACAGGUUUACACCACCUUGUAUGCAUGGAAAGCAACUCAAUAAAGGCAAAAGCAGUAGUGGAAGGAAGGCUGCAGCCAGCUGCAUUAAGUUAGCUGGGUUUUCUUUGUAGCAGGAUGUUCUUUACCCCUUCUGUAUGGGGGUUAAAGCAUUCCCUUGCUCCUUUUGAGUGGGCCAACGUCAGUUACAUUCAUACCUGCGCUUCAGCUCACAGACUUAGUUUUUACUGUUCACAAAAUAAAUAUUUGUGAUGUGAUUUAAUGGAAACAUAAAAUCUCAGCACAACUGGCAUAAGCUCAUGAGUAGGAGAAGCUGAGAAUAUGAAGGAGAGCACCAUCUAACUGUCUUAGAGAUCUAACUGAAGAUAGUAGGCAUCUUAAGAGUUCAGAGAAUUCAAGAAUGGCCCUUUCUGACUCUAAUGCUACCUACAUUUUAUUUGUGGAGUUAAUCUCAGUUAUUUUAAUACAAGAUAGCUUUUCCCCAGUUGGACUGGGUUUGUGAUCUAGGUUGAGUUUAUACAGAAGAUACAUUCUUUGUGUACUCAACUGUCAGUACACAAUUUUACCUCUAGGAACCAUAAUCAAAAAACUCAAUUUGGAAGGAUACUAAAUCUUCUGAAACUAAUACAGACUUUGCUGUUUUCAAAGCACUUCAGUUUACAACCUUAGAACCACCAAGGGAAAUGGAGUUUGGCGACAUAAGUAAACUCAGACUGCUACUGUGUGCUCUUUAUUCAUCAGAGCUUGUAUGGAGAGAUGAAGUUCCAUUAAUGAUGGGAAAUGUAUAUUAAACCUUCAAGUAACUGAACUAAAAAAUGCUCUAGAAGUGUGCAGAUGUGCUACAAAAACUAUUGAAUUUAGAUCACUGUAGGUGAUUUAUAGACAAUUUCCAUAGGUUUUCUUUAAUAAACAGUAGAAUCCUGUGUCAUAAAUUCUUCUAUUGUUCAUUCUUCAUAUUGUUCAAGACACCUAUUGAUGAAACACUGCAAGGCUUUCUGUUCUCUCCAGUGUUAUCAAUACCAUCUUGUUCAUGAGCACGGUGUUCACUCAACCAUUAAUUUAAAGGAACUCCAUUCAAAGGUUAUUGAGGCAAUGGAAAAUAUUUUUUGAGUAUUUGGUACU
Molecule: messenger RNA, 3071 nt
Organism: Apus apus (common swift)
Lineage: Eukaryota; Metazoa; Chordata; Aves; Apodiformes; Apodidae
Gene: BDKRB2
Product: bradykinin receptor B2
Exons: 3
Coding region: 245-1390 (381 amino acids)
Biological process (GO): immune response; vasoconstriction; smooth muscle contraction
Cellular component (GO): membrane
Molecular function (GO): bradykinin receptor activity
Source: RefSeq, a predicted model, not a curated record